AUGAGCGUUGCAAAUCUUGCAUCUGAUCCGGGGACGACCCUUCUACGUUUCGCCUCCGGGAACGGACCGGUAACCCGCCGCAUCCUUCGGACUCCGCUCCGCGAUGCCCUUCCUACAGAGAUCCCAGUCAUCGACGUCUCGCUCGCAUUUAGCCCUGAACUCAAGGACCGGAAGACUGUAGCCCAGCAGAUCCGCGACGCUGCCACGACAUCCGGCUUCUUCUACCUGAUCAACCAUGGCAUCGCGCCUUCAGUCACUGAUUCAGCCCAUACGGCCUGCCUUGAGUACUUUCGCCAGGAUGAAGAGACAAAGAUGCGCUCAUGGGUUGGGAAGAGUCGCUACUUCAACGGCUACAAACCGCCUGGAUCUCAGCGGAUCAACAAGUCAGAGAGCGUCGAUGUCCGCGAGUCAUUUAGCUGGACAUACGACCCUCGCCACGACCCUGAUGUGUUCGACGUCGAUGCCAUUCCUGCGGAGGCGAGAAAGCUUUUGCGGAUUGAGGACUUCCACUGGGAUGGCACGGCUAAUCAGCCGCACUUCAAAGAAGCCAUUAUUCUUUAUUGGCAAUCCUGUUUGAAGCUCGCUCGCGUCCUGGUUCGCUCCUUUGCGCUAUCGCUUGAUCUACCUGAGGAUCAUUUUGAUGCCAAAUUCGCGUACCCUGAUGCUGCGCUGGCGCUGAACUACUACCCACCUCUCAGUUCCUCGGCUACCGUGGAUUCAGACUUCAACAAGACAGUUUCCAUAGGAUCGCACACAGACUUUCAGCUUUUCACCAUUCUAUGGCAAGACUCGGUUGGGGGCUUGCAGGUACUAAACCGCCAGGGGCAAUGGAUCAGGGCCGCACCUAUCCGCCUUGUGGAACAUCCCACAAUGUCCGAUGCAGGCAAUGAGGCGCCUGAAACGUCCAACAAGCGGCGCCGGACCUCGGGCAUGUACCAGAGACGGCGUGCUGUUGCGGCGUGUGGGCCCUGUCGGGUCCGUAAAACGAAAUGUGACAAUUACAGAUUCGAUCCCGCGAGCUUGGCAAUUUUGGACCGCCUCAAUCAUGUUGUUUCUCUUCUCGAGAGUCGUCCGGAGCUACCAGCCGCGCAAGUAGUUGCCGCUCCCCCCAUUCCCUCAACACUAUCGCCAACAUCGAUCCAUGGGCCUCAAACUAGUACAAGCGUUACUAUUGACGAGAACCCAAGUCUUUCUCCUGACGAUCUACCAGAGGACGAAGUGAUGAUCCGCCUCGAUAUCCCAGACUCUGCCGCUGCUAGGUCUAAUUGUGAGGCCAUCCUGCGAUGGCCAAUUUUUAGGGGAUAUGCGCCUGAGACGGAGUCUUUUAUUUUGGAGCUAGAGGAUGAUGACGCAGAGUCUUCGCAUCGAUCUCAAUCUGCCAGAAGUCGGAACUUAGGGCGCGGAGUUCAGGAAGACGACUUCACGGUGCUGUCCAAGAAGUUCUUGGCAUACGUGCAUGUGAAGAACCCAGUUCUUGACGUGAUCGACUUCAAAGCGUACGUCAAGGAUACAGUAGAGAACGGUCCUCGAUGGGACGGACCGUCGUGUCUAGUCCUGAUUGCAUGUGCACUCGCCUGCCUUGCGAGCCCAUUUCAAUCCGAGAUCAACUUUAACAGUACGCCCGAAUCGAUGCGCUCGUCAGUAUCGACCACAACGGAUCCAGAUACAGCCCAGGCCUACUAUCUCGCAGCCAAGAAGCGGCUGGGACUACUGGAGCCCUCCUUGCUUCAGAUUCAAUGCCUGUUCUUCUGUGCAGUGUUCGAGAUGUACUCACUUCGUCCACUUCAGGGCUGGUUCUGUUUCAAUCAAGCCAGCGUUCAAUUCAAGAACCUAUUCUGGCGGAGGGCCCAAAGGCGGAAUUGGCAAAGUAUCUCUCAGAAGACACGGCGCCUUGAGCAACGCCUUUACUGGUCAUGCAUGAAGUCGGAAUGCGAGCUCAGAUGUGAGAUACCGUUGCCACCCAGUGGCAUCACUGGCCUAGGAUAUCCAGACUUGUUCCCUUCGCCCCCGUCUGAAGUCGCAUCUCCUGCAGCUCAGCCAAGCGUGUUAGAUAUCUUGGAAGAUGACAUUCAGCCAGAGGAGGAAAAGAGUUGGUUCUAUUACCUGGCUGAGAUAUCGUCGAGAAGGAUGAUCAAUCGUGCUAUAUCGAUAUUUGGUUACAAUGGAGAGCAGGCAUGGAUCCGAGGCAUAGCCAAAGUGCUCGAGAAGAGCGAGGAAUUUGACGAGCACAUCAACCUCUGGUGCUUGCACAUACCCUCUCAGAUACAUUGGCAAAAUCGAGAGCCAUCAAACAAUGAGCUGGUACACUUUAUCCAAAACCGAGCCACGAGCUGCCGCGAAUGGAUCCAUCGGCCUUUCUUGUACUACGUGGUCCACCAACCGGCGGACGACCCUUGGAUACCCCGCGUCAUGCCAUUAGCAGAGAAGUGCCUCCAGCUCUCACUCGAGCUGCUGCUUGACGCUAACCCUCACCACCGCCAUCACGGAACAUGGUUCAUGGCCAGAGCGGCAAUGACCCGUGCUCUUUUACUUCUGGCCGCAGUCAAGAGCGGCAGGUUCUCUCGGCUGCCCGAGCGAUGGAAACAGGGAGUUGACGCGGCCAUAUGGGCUCUGCAGCGGUGGUAUGGCGAAGCUCCGGAUUUGCGUAAGGCUGCGUCUGUGCUUGAGGAUCUCGUUGGUCAAGUUGUCGGGCCCGGAGUCUGA
Messenger RNA from Colletotrichum scovillei, 2703 nucleotides. Its product is annotated as 2OG-Fe oxygenase superfamily protein. NCBI's taxonomy places the organism in Eukaryota, Fungi, Ascomycota, Sordariomycetes, Glomerellales, Glomerellaceae. The record is from RefSeq and is a predicted model, not a curated record. The coding region runs from base 1 to 2703 and encodes 900 amino acids. The transcript is spliced from 6 exons. Gene Ontology annotation, biological process: DNA-templated transcription. Gene Ontology annotation, molecular function: DNA binding; zinc ion binding.